ACUUUAGCAGUUUCUCAACCACACAGACAUCUCCACCAAAAGUAUCUCCUGCGACUUUCGCUUAAUUUGGUAUACUUAAAAACUCUCGAAAUGUCUGAGCUCGCCGCCACCUACGCCGCUCUCAUCCUCGCCGACGAGGGUGUUGAGAUCACCGGUGACAAGAUCAACACCCUUACCUCGGCCGCCAAGGUUGAGAUCGAGCCCAUCUGGGCCUCGCUCCUCGCCAAGGCCCUCGACGGCAAGGACGUCAAGGCCCUCCUCACCAACGUUGGUGGUGGUGGUGCCCCCGCCGCUGGUGUCGCUGCCGGUGGCGCCGCCGCCGCCGGCGGUGCCGCUGAGGAGGCCCCCGUUGAGGAGAAGAAGGAGGAGGCCAAGGAGGAGUCUGACGACGACAUGGGCUUCGGUCUCUUCGACUAAGCGUCUCGUCCGAAAUCUUCUUCUCGGAUACCGCCCUC
Molecule: messenger RNA, 455 nt
Organism: Vanrija pseudolonga
Lineage: Eukaryota; Fungi; Basidiomycota; Tremellomycetes; Trichosporonales; Trichosporonaceae
Gene: CLAH12
Product: 60S acidic ribosomal protein P1
Exons: 4
Coding region: 91-417 (108 amino acids)
Biological process (GO): translational elongation; cytoplasmic translation
Cellular component (GO): cytosolic large ribosomal subunit; ribosome
Molecular function (GO): structural constituent of ribosome; ribonucleoprotein complex binding; protein kinase activator activity
Source: RefSeq, a predicted model, not a curated record